CGUUGGCUCUCUUUCCCUACGUCUAGUAAAAUAAAUAUUAAGUAUAAGUGAAAUUUAAUUAAUUGCAAGUCAAUCAAUAGCUGUGCGUGGAUUGCAAGCGUAAAGCAAAUGUUACUUAAACUGGCGUGGCGCAGCUGGAGGGUAGAGUGCCAAGGAAUUUGAAUUUGGAUCACGCUGGCUGUUAGUGAAAUUUUUGUUGUUGAAGCAGAAGCAGAAGCAGCAGCCACUGCCACCCCCUUUCCAAACUAAGCACACACGUACACAUAAACAAAUGCGAGAUGUUGAGGCUGUGUAUAAAAUAUUAGCGAGAAUAUUAAACAGUUAACGGCAGGCAAAAUUUAUGCUAUUGUAAACAACAGACUUUGAGGUCAGAGCCUAAAAUUAUUCAAAACGGAACAGCUGGUGAAUGCAAAUAGCUCCCGAGUCAGUUUAUCAAGAGCGUGUGCAAUGGCAACAAGUCGUAGCGAAUGCGAACAGCAGGAAGCGCAGCCGACAUCGGCGCCGCCUACGUCAACAACACAGCUGCUAUGGCAACGACAGGCGAACGGCGAUGCCGGUCACGAGACUAGCACAACGACAGCAACAACGAGCACGUCAAAUGGCAAAGUGGCGACAGCAGCCACGAUCAACAGUUCAGGCACAUUUAUGAAGCUAAAAACCUAUUUAUUGGCCUUGCGGCCUUGGUCAUUGUCCGCUAGUUUAAUGCCAACGCUGCUUGGCUCGGCGCUGGCCUAUCGCUCCCAAUGGGCGGCCGAAUUUAGCAUGCUCACCUUCUUCCUGACUGCUUUCACAGUCACUGCCGUGCACUGUGCCGGCAAUGUGGUCAACACUUAUUUUGAUUUCAUCAAAGGCAUCGAUAAACAAAAGGCUGACGAUCGCACGCUGGUCGAUCACAUACUCACCAAGGAUGAGGUGGUUUCACUGGGCGCUAUCCUUUAUAUGGCCGGCUGCGGCGGCUUUGUGCUGCUUGCCGUGCUAAGUCCUGCUAAAAUGGAACAUCUUGCGCUCAUCUACUUUGGCGGACUAUCUUCGAGCUUCUUAUACACUGGCGGCAUUGGUUUCAAGUAUAUAGCGCUGGGGGAUUUAGUUAUACUGGUGCUUUUCGGACCAAUCUCAGUGCUAUUCGCAUUCAUGUCACAAACGGGACACGUAGACUGGACGACAAUGGGCUAUGCCAUACCGCUGGCGCUCAAUACGGAGGCCAUACUGCAUAGCAACAAUACGCGCGAUGCGGAAAGCGAUGGCAAGGCGGGUAUCGUAACGCUGGCCAUACUCAUCGGACGCACUGCCUCACAUGUGCUCUACGCAUUGCUGCUCUUCACACCCUAUUCGCUGUUCUUCAUCUUUGGCUUCAAGUACUCGCUGUGGUUUCUAUUACCGCUCACGACGCUGCCGCAAGCAUUUCAAAUCGAGAAACGUUUUCGCAAUGAGCAGACCAUGCACAUGGUGCCCAAGCAGACGGCCAAGCUGAACUUCUUCUUUGGCAUACUGUAUAUAGUUGCCUGCUGCUGUGCGCAUCAGUUACCCACAUUUGUCUGGCGCAAGCACUAGAUAGUAAAGGAGACUCAAACAACAAUACAGCUGCAACAUUUUUAGGGCAUUGCUUUAGUUUGUGAAUGUCAUGUAAUGUUUUGUUUUUAUUUUUUGCGUUUUGUUAGUGUAUGUCAUUUGUAAUUUUGUCUCAAUAUUUAGCUGUUGCACAAGAUUUUGAACUGCUUUUGCUAGUCUCCUAGUCUCUAAAGCUCUAAUACUAAAAACUCUUACUUAAACCUAAUCCUAGAACUGAACAUAUCCUAUUUGGGCCAAUGUGCCCGAUGUUAACUCACUUUUAUUUAUUUCACAUGAGCCUCUAACUCACAAAAAAAUCGAAAAAAAAGCAAAACAAAUACUAUAUAGUUUAUAAUCGUACUCUUCCUCUUGCACAUUGGAAUUAUGGACCAAGAAAUGUUGUAGCGUCAGCAUGUGCAACAUUUAGUAAACAUAAUGAAAUCAUUCAAUGGCCUAGUAGUAUGCAUACAUACUUACAAACAAAGUUAAAUGUUACUUUAUAGAAGAAUGCUUGAACAUAUGCAAUUAGGUUUAGGAGAAAUUAACCGAUGUUGGCUUUGCUUUUGGUGUAUUGAAAAAUUGUUAGCGUUUUUACAUACAUACAAACAUAUUUAUAUACACGAAACAUACAUAAAUACAUUCAUACAUAUAUACAUUUGUAAUUUGUAAUUAGCUGAUGUAAGCCCAGUGGUCUAGCAGCAGGCUCAAGAGUGAGAAUAUUUCAAUUUUUUUAAGUGAAAAUCAAAAACAUAAACAAUAUAUCAAGUAAUAAGCAAAUU
Messenger RNA from Drosophila busckii, 2327 nucleotides. It is a transcript of the gene heix, whose product is annotated as ubiA prenyltransferase domain-containing protein 1 homolog. Gene Ontology annotation, cellular component: endoplasmic reticulum; Golgi membrane. Gene Ontology annotation, biological process: vitamin K biosynthetic process; menaquinone biosynthetic process. The transcript has 2 exons. NCBI's taxonomy places the organism in Eukaryota, Metazoa, Arthropoda, Insecta, Diptera, Drosophilidae. Gene Ontology annotation, molecular function: prenyltransferase activity. Bases 448 to 1551 code for a protein of 367 amino acids. The record is from RefSeq and is a predicted model, not a curated record.